CAGUCCUUUAUCUUCCCCCUUUUCCCUUGGAAUACGAGGAAUGACCUUCUUGGCGUGGAAGCUGCGAGGCAGGAGGAGGAGGAGGAGGAGGAAAGCCCUCUCGGACGGACGGAGGCGGCGCGUCCCAGGGUCUCUGCUCCCCCCGCCUCGCGCCCUACUCGGGGAGCCGGCAAGUUCCCUCCGGGCGCUUCCUCCUCCUGAGCAAAACCCACCGGGCUUCAUCUUGGAGAGGAAGAGCUUGGACUCAUGACAAAGUGGAAUGAGUGAGGAAUAUGUGAGGUUGCGUCUCGCUCUCAGGAGGAGAGAGAGUGGGGCCCUGAGCCAUGAGAUCCCGCUGAAAAGGGCAAUAGUUAUAGCCAGAUAGAUAUAUCAGGUGGCAUAUAAAUAUGGCAGAUACACAGAUCAAAUAAAUGUUUUGAAUGGAAUACGAGGCCCCGUUGUUCCUGACUAUGGAGCUAAGCAACUCCAGCAGGCUGGGCUCCUGCUUCCGCCCAGGCAACGUCAGCAAGGAGGGGCAACUCAUCGCCUCGCCGUGGUUCUCCACCACCUUCGGCCUCAUCGGCCUCUGCUCCAACCUCUUUGCCUUCUGCGUGCUGGUCAGCUCCUCCCGGAAGAUGCACAGCGGCUCCCGCUCCUCCUUCCUGGUCUUCCUGUGCGGCCUGGUGGUGACGGACUUCAUGGGCCUCCUGGUGACCAGCUGCAUCGUGGUGCCCUACCACUUCAUCCGCUUCCAGUGGACGGCGGUGGACCCUGGCUGCCACCUCUGCAACUUCAUGGGCCUCGCCAUGGUCUUCUUCGGGCAGUGCCCGCUGCUGCUGGGAGCCACCAUGGCCGGGGAACGCUUCGUGGGCAUCACCCGGCCCUUUUCCCGCUCCACUCGCCUGUCGAAACGCCGAGCCUGGAACCUGGUGGGCUUGGUGUGGGCCUUGGGCUUUUCCCUAGGCCUCUUGCCCCUCUUGGGCCUGGGGGAUUACACCUUGCAGUACCCCAAUUCCUGGUGCUUCCUGACUCUGUUCCACGAUGCCAAGAAUGUGACCUUCUGCUUUGCAUUCGCCCUGCUGGGCAUCUUCUGCGUGGGCCUCUCCUUCGUCCUCAACACGGUCAGUGUGGUGACCCUCUGCCGGGUCUACCACGACUCCGAAUCUGUGCAGCGUCGGCGGGACAGCGAGGUCGAGAUGAUGGUUCAGCUUGUGGGGAUCAUGAUUAUUGCGAGCGUCUGCUGGCUCCCUCUGCUGAUAUUCAUUGCCCAAACGGCACUGAAGACGCCUCCUGUCGGUUUCGCCCCCAACCAGAUUCCCCGUGAGACCGAGAAGAUGCUGCUGAUCUACCUGCGUGUGGCCACCUGGAACCAGAUCCUCGACCCCUGGGUCUACAUCCUGUUCCGCCGGGCGGUGCUGAGACGCAUCUACCCCAGCUUCAAACCUCGGCCCUCUAUCAUCUCUCUGUACCCCACGCUCAACCCAUCCCUGCGGCGGAAAUUUACCCAGGAGUCUGUGCUCCCAUAAGAAUGGUCCUUCAGAUUCUACGGCCCCUCCCCAGCAAGGCAGAAGCCACCCAUUACAGAAACGGGAAGUGGCUUUGCUCCCAUAUACCACUCACUGCUGCAACCUGGCUGUCACCACAGGGAGAAGC
Messenger RNA from Hemicordylus capensis (graceful crag lizard), 1632 nucleotides. RefSeq names its product thromboxane A2 receptor (gene TBXA2R). Lineage: Eukaryota; Metazoa; Chordata; Lepidosauria; Squamata; Cordylidae. The record is from RefSeq and is a predicted model, not a curated record. Gene Ontology annotation, cellular component: plasma membrane. Gene Ontology annotation, molecular function: thromboxane A2 receptor activity. The transcript is spliced from 4 exons. Bases 420 to 1505 code for a protein of 361 amino acids. Gene Ontology annotation, biological process: positive regulation of vasoconstriction; adenylate cyclase-activating G protein-coupled receptor signaling pathway; inflammatory response.